CAAGACUGGAUUACAAGCACCGCAGUUUCUUCAGGCAAACGCACUGCCAUCUUGGGCGGCACCACGCCGCGGUUCUUACCGGAGCUGCAUGCCUUAAAUGGGUGAAUCUAAAACGCCGCCGGCAACUGCGGGUCUACUUGAAUUCGAAACCAAGGCUGCAAGAGAACAGUAGCAUUUGCGAUUCUAGCAGUAGCAUUAGCUUCCUGCCUACCAGCCUAAGAAGCUAAUUGAGGAGUGUAGGGGGCGCAACACGCACUUGGCGUGGUUCAAUUCACCUUAAAAAGGAGUCGUCCCCACCUUAAUUCACACAUUUCUUUGAUUUAGUGCUUUCCCCUUUCUUCCAAUGAAUGUGCAUCAUCUCAUGAUUCUCAUCGCCUUGGCCGUAAAGUCUAGCUACUUCCUAGGCAGAGAGUAAUAAUUUUCCCCCUCCUUUCACGCUUUGGUAGAGCAAACGGAACAAAGCAUAAAGCAUGGUGUGCGCCCCUCCGUGAUUUGAGUGAUUGUUUAACAUUAGAGUCAUGCAUGGCCAAAUUUAUCAUUGUCCUCUCCUCCUAGUUUAGAUUUCAAAAUUCAAGAAAUUUAUCCAAUGUUAAUUUGGUAUGUUAGAAUGAAAUGGAAUGGAAAAUAUAUUAAAAAUAAAAAUUAUAUAGUGAAUAUGAAAAUUUGUAUAUGAAUUUUGUUCGAUUCUAUUUCAUUCUUGUACCCGAGAAGAUUUAUUAAAGUGUAUUUGUACUAUAAAUUAUGAUUUGCAAUUUUUGUAUGAUGGUAGUUUCUAAUACUUUUUUUUUUACAACUAAUAAUUUCUACUUUUGCUGCGAUCGAAAAUUAUGGUUGGCAAAGGGAAUUAUAAAAUCUUAAAACGUAACUUUAAGAAUUUAGUAGUUUUCAAUAAUAACCAAUCGUGUGUUUUAAAGGGAUAUACCAUUAAUGAUUAAAGUUUGGGAUUUAUAUGUUGAAAAUGUUGGAUUCAAAUUUGAAACAAAAGAAAAGGGAUAUGAAUGAGAGAUUUGCUAAAGAGGUCCUAAGCCUCCAAUGAAAAAAGGGACUUUUUAGAAAAGUUGAACUAAUUCUAGGUGCUUAAAGAUUAAUAUAUCAGGUACUAAGGCUACCAAAUGCUUAAAUUAUAAAAAAAUAAUGAUUGCUAUCUAUAAAACCUUUUUCCUAUUAAAUUUGUAUUGAACUGAAAUCUAAAACCAAGAAAACAGAUAGAUACCUCAAAGAAAUUCUUUCCCCUAGUGCAUGUGAAGUACGCCAAUUUUUGUUCACUAGAGACUAGACCAUGAACAUUGUCAUACGGCUCGUGCCCACAAAUUUAUUUUUUCACAUGACUCCUUGCUCGUUUGGCAAAGACAAGAUCAUGUUAUGCCCAUAAAUAUUUUACCUGUAAAAGCACAAGAGGAAAAUCACUGAGCUGCAAAGAAAAGUCUCGUCAGUCAUCAACUAUACGGAAAAUGGGAGUAGCAGAGAAGGUAGGUUUGGUAAUGGCUGGUGGGGUCAUCUGUAAAGUGAUUGAAAUCAUAACUAUGGAGUUGGGGCGGCAAAGCUAAGCUUAAUUAAACUCAUCUCCCAAGUCUUCCCCUCCAUAAAUACCUCCUCACAUUUCUCAUCGCCCUAUCCUCUGUUCUUCACCCUCAGUCCCCUACUACGAAUCUGCCUAGCUAGCUCCUGUUUCAAUUCCAUUACUGUCUCCGUAGUUGCAGAGAGGCAUGGCCAAGGACGUGGAGGUCGGCGGGCAUGGCGGGUUCUCCGGCAAGGAUUACCAGGAUCCGCCGCCGGCGCCCCUCGUCGACCCGCAGGAACUCUGCAAGUGGUCCUUCUACAGAGCCAUCAUCGCCGAAUUCAUCGCCACACUCUUGUUCCUCUACAUUACGGUGUUGACGGUGAUCGGCUACAAGAGCCAAACUGACCCUCUCAAGAAAGCCGACGAAUGCGCCGGCGUCGGCGUCCUCGGCAUCGCUUGGUCCUUCGGCGGCAUGAUCUUCGUCCUUGUCUACUGCACCGCCGGCAUCUCCGGUGGGCACAUCAACCCGGCGGUGACAUUCGGGCUGUUCCUGGCGCGGAAGGUGUCGCUGGUGCGAGCACUGAUGUACAUGGUGGCUCAGUGUUUGGGAGCCAUCUGUGGAGUGGGUCUGGUCAAGACGUUCCAAUCCGCUUUCUACCACAAGUACGGUGGCGGAGCCAACAAUCUCGCCGACGGCUAUAGCACCGGCACGGGCCUCGCUGCCGAGAUCAUCGGCACCUUCGUCCUCGUCUACACUGUCUUCUCUGCCACUGACCCCAAGCGAAACGCCAGAGACUCUCACGUCCCCGUGUUGGCACCACUCCCAAUUGGAUUUGCUGUGUUCAUGGUUCACCUAGCCACUAUUCCGAUCACCGGGACCGGCAUCAACCCAGCUCGGAGUCUGGGGGCUGCGGUGAUCUACGACGAAGACAAAGCCUGGGAUGACCAAUGGAUAUUCUGGGUUGGGCCGUUCAUCGGAGCGGCAAUUGCAGCGUUCUAUCACCAGUACAUUCUGAGGGCCGGAGCCAUUAAAGCCAUAGGGUCCUUCAGAAGCAAUCCCCACAUGUGAUUUUUCUUUUUCAAUUAAUCCAUCACUGCUCAUAAUUAAUUUCCUCAUGGUGGCUGUUGAUGAUUGAUGAUGGUGAGAGAACGUAGUGAGAGAAGUGAUGUUGGCAGAGAUCGAGGUGGAGGUGGAGGUGGUGUUGUAAAUUGAAGUAGUACUGUGAGUGUGGAAGCGCACUUUGUUUUUAACUUGCCCAGAUGGUGUCAGUCAUUUUCUAUAUAUGUUCUUCUGCUUAAUUAAUAAUUAUUCCGAAGUUUCAUUUA
Malania oleifera is the source of this 2827-nucleotide messenger RNA. Its product is annotated as probable aquaporin PIP2-5. Gene Ontology annotation, cellular component: plasma membrane. Gene Ontology annotation, biological process: transmembrane transport. Gene Ontology annotation, molecular function: water channel activity. The coding region runs from base 1707 to 2570 and encodes 287 amino acids. The transcript has 4 exons. The record is from RefSeq and is a predicted model, not a curated record. NCBI's taxonomy places the organism in Eukaryota, Viridiplantae, Streptophyta, Magnoliopsida, Santalales, Ximeniaceae.